CUAGUUUCGGAGUUCAGCAAGUUCUGUGGAGAUACUUCGGGGUUGAAAAGUUUACGAUUAAUUUUGCUGUUUUCUCCCAUAUGCCGCUAGCUUGAAUACCGCGCAUCGCGUAGCUUCCCAAAGACACGGCAGUGCGAUGGUUUACCUUCAUUUCCCGUCUCAAUACACCGAGGAAGAGGACAUGCUACAGAAGAAGUACCAAAAGCUGAAACGCAAAAAAAAGGCAUUGCAGCAAACCAAAACGCCCAAGCAAGAACCGCCACCGGUCCAAACUACGCUGCGAAAAGGCCAUGACCAAACGUCGGAGUCUAAACCAGAUGCAAAGGAGGUCGCUAAGAAGUUACUGAAAUCAGGGGCCAUCAGUGCCAUCAAAGUUGAAAACAAGGAGCGGCAUGGAUUCAAGCGCUCCAAGGCAUCGGAACGCAAGCGCAGCCUGAAUGACCGCCCAGGAGGCAUCGGAUAUCAGCCUUACGCUGCAAACCAUCCCACAGAAGAUGACUUGGAGGCUACUGGCACAUCGUCGUCAUCGUCAUCAUCGAGACCAGCCAUGAAGUCGUUGUAUGAAAGUUUUGUGAGUGGAGGGAAUUUGGAUGAGGAUGAUCCAAAACACUUGGAGUCGCCACGGGAGUCGGCACCUGAGAAACCGCGCCAAAAGAACACACUUUAUGUGCAUGGUGCAGGUGUAAGUGAAGACCUUUUGCGGGGAGCAUUUGCACCAUUUGGUGCACUCUUGAAUAUCUCCAUGGAGCUUGACAAGAACUGUGGGUUCGUCACCUUUGAGAAGAUUGACUGUGCUGAAAAAGCUGUUCUUGAGAUGAAUGGAGCUGCAGUCUCUGGAAUCAAAUUGAGGGUUUCCUUUGCUCGGAGGCAGCCUUUGAUACCGCAGACGUCAGACGGAUCGCCAGCAACGUGGAAUUCUGUGGCAUCCAAUUACAACCAGAAAGGUGGCACGACUGAACAUAGGAAGCCUGUCCUCUACAAUGAUCUUGAUUUGUUCUAAAGUGGCUGCUGCUUCAUCUACAUUUGCCCUAAGUCAUUUCCGAAGCAUUCUGCUUCGUGCAUCUCUCACUGAAGCCACCAGAGCAGUGAUCACUGCCGAGGACUCUCGCAUACUACCACCAACUGUGUCAUUCUCAUGGAACGGCCUUCUGGCUACACCCUUCGCCUUGAUUUAGAAGGCUGUGGAAUAGAGUUUUGAAGCCAUCCCAGUCUUGGAGUCUCAAUACAGGAUCACUAAUUACUGAAGUAAAUGAAUAUAAAAACACACGGGAUCCUCUGUGCCUCGCCUAAGAUAAGACGGCUGAAGACAAAUUUUUUUUUUUAAAUUAUUCCCGAUUGAUUCACAUUCGCAUGCUUACACCGAUUCCUCAUUCUUUAAAGUUUAAAAGCUCUUUAUGCUGCCUUAUAUUCUUUAAGUUUACUAAAUUUUAAAACAAUAUAUUUUACCAGUCAUCACUUGCAUUUUACUGAAAACGAAAUCCUGCUUCUUCCUUCGAACCCCUAUACAAAAGACACUGAUGUAAAAAGCGAAUGUGUAUAAGAGACACCAGUGGCCUUACGU
Molecule: messenger RNA, 1561 nt
Organism: Rhipicephalus microplus (southern cattle tick)
Lineage: Eukaryota; Metazoa; Arthropoda; Arachnida; Ixodida; Ixodidae
Gene: Nelf-E
Product: negative elongation factor E
Biological process (GO): negative regulation of transcription elongation by RNA polymerase II
Cellular component (GO): NELF complex
Molecular function (GO): RNA binding
Source: RefSeq, a predicted model, not a curated record